Molecule: messenger RNA, 657 nt
Organism: Monoraphidium neglectum
Lineage: Eukaryota; Viridiplantae; Chlorophyta; Chlorophyceae; Sphaeropleales; Selenastraceae
Exons: 5
Coding region: 1-657 (218 amino acids)
Source: RefSeq, a predicted model, not a curated record
AUGAGCCCAAUAGCCGGAUCCGCAUGCUCCGAUGAGGAGGCGGACAGCGCGGCUGAGGUGCUGCUGCACCUGGCGGCAAGCGAUGGAGGGGCCAACAGCGGCAGCCUGACACGCAAGCGCAGGCACGCGAGCGGCACUAAUCACAAGGCACAGCCGAAGGCCCCCGGCGGCCACGACGCCGUGCCACAGCGCGUCAGCUGCACGCGCGCCCCCGUCAACGAAGGCGUCGGCGGCGGGGUCAGCAGCGGCGAAGAGGCGUCGUCCUCCCCCUGCUGCCGCCAGGUCAGCAGCGGCGACGGCGGCGGCCAUGAGAGCCAGCAGCGGCGCGACAAGGAUUGGGCGGCGCUGACCACGUGGAUCCGCAUGAACCUGCACCAUCCGCGCACUGCCAAGAAGCUGGUGCUGUUCGUCGGCCGCCGGCACCCCGCCACCGGCGCCUGGUCCUUCGACCUGGACCCGCGGCUGACGUGGGAUGACGUCAGCGAGGAGACGAAGAGGCGCCUCAGCUUGCUGCCCGAGGAGGCCGCCAGGACCUACGCCCGGAAGUACCCCCACCGGGCCCCCGGCGGCUGGACCCGGCGGCCCCAGAAGUAUGCCGCGCCCGGCGGCGGCGCGGGCGGCGUCGUGCCGCUCGGGGAGCUGCGGCGCGGACCUUAA